AUGAGUUUUGACGCCGCUCGUGCAAUAUUCAAUUCAAUUGAUGCCAACCGUGAUGGUGCCAUUGACCGUAAUGAAUUCCAUAGCUUCGUUGGUGGUGCUGGUGGUUUUGGAGGCGGAUACGGUGGUUAUAGUAGUUAUGGAGCCGGAUAUGGUGGUGCAUCAAGCUAUGAACUCGGCGGUGCUGGAUAUGGUGGAAGUCUUGGCUUAAUUGGUGGUGGCUCAUCAAGCUAUGAGGCCUCAGGAUUAUAUGGUGGCGGUGCAUAUGGAGCUGAAUUUCUUGGUGCUGGUUAUGGUGGUGCAUCCUCAUACGAUGCAUCAUCAUACGAUUCAUUGGCAGCCUAUGGUGCUGGUGCUGCAUAUGGUGCACAUGUGUAUCCAACUGACGCUCAAGGUCUCUAUCAAGAUCCAAACCCACAAAUCAUUCGUCGUCCAGCUGCUGGUGGUGCACAAACUUAUACACAAAACAUCAGAGUUCGAUUCCUUCAACCACCACCGGUUCCACCACCAGGCCCACUUAUCAUCAGAGAAGUGCGCCCACCUCAACCACCAGUUCCACCACCACUUCGCAUUCGUCAACAAGCUCCUCCUCUUCCUACACCUCCUCCACUCGUUCUUCGUGAACGUCCACCACAUCCACCACCACUGAUUGCUUCACAAACUGUUAUUCGUCGUUUGGCAGCUUUACCUGUUCCACCACGAUCGGUCAUUGUCGAACGUUUUCCACCUCUUCCACCUCGUCCUCGUGACGUCGUCAUCGAACGAUGGAUUCCAUAUGGACCACAAGCUAGACGUCGCACAAUUGUACAACGUGCAGCAGCUGCCCAACCAUAUCCUCAUCCACGUAAUGUUAUCAUUCAAUACGAACAAGCUCCAGCACGCAUCGUUCGUCAAUUCCAUCGACUUGGUGUUGUGCAAGCCAAUCCAGCAGCUUAUGUUCAACAAUAUGGUCUUAGCCUUCUCGAUGGUUCUUCACUUGUUGCACAAGCUCGUGCUGCUGGUGUUAUCGAAGACAUCUCACCUCCAGGUUUUGCUGUUGGCUAUGGUGCAGCAACCUAUGGUCAAGACCUUAGUGCUUUUGGCGCAUCAGCAGGCUGGGGCAGUGGAUACUCAUUAGAUGCUGGUUUGAUUGGUGGAGGUUCAAUUUACGACUCAGCAAGCUACUCAUUGGGUGGUGGUGGAUACGGUGGAUCCUCACAUUAUGGUGGUGGAUACGGUGGUGGAUACAGUGCCGGAUACGGUGGUGGAUACAGUGCUGGAUACGGUGGUGGAUACGAUGGUGGAUACGGUGGUGGAUACGGUGGUGGAUAUGAAUCAUCAUCAUACGAAUCAUAUGGAGGUCAUGGUGGAGUAGAUCUCGCUGGUGCUGCCUUCAAUACUGUUGAUAUCAACCGUGAUGGACUGAUUGAUCGUACUGAAUUCAAUCGCUUCUUCCAACAAGGUUUAUAA
This is a messenger RNA of Rotaria sordida, 1446 nucleotides long. The record is from the annotation of a GenBank genome assembly. Lineage: Eukaryota; Metazoa; Rotifera; Eurotatoria; Philodinida; Philodinidae.